GUGGUGGUUUUAGAGGUCGUAGUAGAGGUAGAGGACGCGGUGGAUUUUCAGGUGGCAGAGGUGGUGGUCGUGGAGGUCCACCUCCACGAGAAGGUGAUUGGUGUUAUAAAUGUCAUUCACCCCGUGCUGGUGCACCUGGAGAUAGUGGCAGCUAUGGCGGUCGAUAUUCUGGAUCACAAAGAGGUGGGUAUAGGGGUCGUCGUGGUGGUGGUUCUUCAUAUGGUGGUAGAUAUGGAGAUGAUGAUAGAGGCUAUGGAGGUGGCGGUUAUCGUAACAAUGAUAAUGGGUAUGGUUAUGAUCAAGGAUAUGGAAGGCAAAGUAAACAGGACGACCGGCAAGAAC
Messenger RNA from Racocetra fulgida, 342 nucleotides. NCBI's taxonomy places the organism in Eukaryota, Fungi, Glomeromycota, Glomeromycetes, Diversisporales, Gigasporaceae. The record is from the annotation of a GenBank genome assembly.